This is a messenger RNA of Pleuronectes platessa (European plaice), 7078 nucleotides long. It is a transcript of the gene st3gal8, whose product is annotated as ST3 beta-galactoside alpha-2,3-sialyltransferase 8. Lineage: Eukaryota; Metazoa; Chordata; Actinopteri; Pleuronectiformes; Pleuronectidae. The record is from RefSeq and is a predicted model, not a curated record. The transcript is spliced from 10 exons. Gene Ontology annotation, molecular function: beta-galactoside (CMP) alpha-2,3-sialyltransferase activity. Bases 2188 to 3309 code for a protein of 373 amino acids.
GGAGCAACAUCAGACUUUUAUCUGAUUUCUAGUUCUUGUACAACACCUGUGUCUCUGUGUCAAUGUCCAGAGAACAAAUCAGGAAUUAUUUGAUCAAAUGAUGAGUCAACAAGAUGCUGAAUCUGAACAGAAAUACUGACCAGUUCUGGACUUUUUCAGAUGCUCAUUUUGGUUUGUUUAAAAAAAAAGUAAUGGCUCUAAAAUCAUCAAUUACAAAAUAUAAACAAUGUUUUUUGGGCUGAAAUAAGCUUUAAAUGAUGUUAAUGGUAAACUUUUAGAAUUCAAAUAGCAAAAAUGGUAGUGUUUUACAUUGCAGGAGACAUUUUCUCAUGUGAGAAGAUUUGUCGUUACAGGCUGAGGUGUCAUCCACAACAGUGAACGUUCAUGUCACAUCCUCUCACUUCCUGUCGCCUCUCCACUGUACUCUGAAGGCAUAAAAAGUCUCCUUAAAAACCAGCAGAGCCAGAGUCUCCUCUUUCCUCUGUGGGCGAUCUAUGUAAACAGACAGAACAGACACAUUAGAUCUUUGUUUGCCAGGCAGCCCAUUAGUCUUCUUCUUCUUCUCCAGCGUCUCUAUUUUCCAGCUCGUCACUGUUCUCCAUCUGCAGAGCGGCUGGUUUCCAUCCUAGUGUCAACGCUGAGGUCAGAGUUCAUAAGGGACGGAAAGGAUGGCGUUCAGUCACAUGAUUUUCUCAGAGCCGGGAACCACAUGACCCCUAAACUUGUCAAGUCCACCUCCCCCCCACCCUCCGGGCCCUAAAAUAACAUACAGAACAGUGUGUGACUGAGCUGCCGGCCGUUAACCCUCCACACCCUCUCCAGCUCUUAUCUCUUUCAGACACUGAGGUGUCACUGACAGUUGGCAGCUCUCUAAUCAGCUUCUUCCACAUUUUGGCUGAGCUUGUGGGUAAAAAAUAAGAAGAAGAAGAAGAAGAAACCUCUGUUUACUCAAAACCUACUGGACGGGACAAAGGGGCAGAUCUAGGAGUUAUUUGUAUAUUCUUACAAAUUAUGAGAUGAGGAGUUUUUCUGUUUUCUCCCCACCAACUUUCAAGUAAAAUAAUUCAUGGAUCUUGAUAAAAAGAUAUGAUUUGCAAAUCGGCUGGCUUGAAACCAAAAUCAAAAUUUGACAGCUGCAAUCCGAGAAAACAGGAACGUCGAGUAACAACAAAAAACAUCCAGACAACUUCGUGCUGUUUUCCCACAUGGGCUCACUCUGGCUUCUUCCAGACAUACGGGGAAAAUUCCAGUAAAAGUUUUACUGUGGAAAACUUCAGUAAAAUGUCUGAUAGCAGCUUAGAGGUCCCAUCUGUGUUAAUGACAAAAAACAAUCACUCUACCGGCUUUAUUGUUCCAUUAUAAACUGAAAAGGGCUCAAGAGAAGAUCCAGUGUCUGUUUUUGUAAACCUGAAAUAACCGACACCAUGUUCUUCAUUCCCAGAAUUAAUUUAUAACCGAUAUUGAUCAGUGUGGACUUACCUAUGCAGACCAAAUGUCGAGCUGGUCUCUGCUGAGCUGAUUCUGUGUUAAAGCCCUUUGUACCAGGACAAGUUUGCACAGUGAACGUUUGACUUGUGUAACACAACACAAGUCAAACUCUGCACCAACAAGCUAAUGCAGAUGCUAAUCCUAGAAAAGUGCUUUCUUUUUUCUCUGGAAUUUCUCCUGAGCCUUUUCCCUGAGAUCACUGCUCUUUCCUGCCUGAGGAGGAUACAGACACCUUUACAACUCUGUUUGUACUGUUGGGCCUUGUCCUGCAAAGAGUGAGGACCUGAGACUGGUUGUAUUUUGAGGAAUUUCCCCUUUACUGUUUCUCUUUCAAAAUAGAAUUGUUUGGUGUGAACAUUUCCUCUGGGUGUCGAGCACAGUGUGAAUAAAGAUGGGCGACGUGACAGGGCCCCCAAAAAGGGGAGCCAAAUCGUCUCUAACUCCCUCUGCUGGCCAGCUGCAGUAUAGGUCAUAAACCCUGCCUCCUUCAUGUUUGAACAUAGAUCCUGUCUCCACCAAUAGAAGAGCAGCGCUGCGCCCGGGUCCCAGGCUCCAUGGCGGUGCAGCUGAGUGGAGCGAGGACAGACGAGUGGUCGAUGUCCAGAUGACACAGUCUAACUGUGCUGACAUAGCAGGAUGAACGGCUGACUGACCUCUCGUCCUUCCUCCCGUCGUUGCCCACCUGUCGCGCGUGCAGCCAUGUUGCUGAGGAGGAAGCUGUGCGUUGCUUUGCUGAUCGCCGCCAUCCUCUUCCUCAUGCUGGCCAGUCAGAGCAUCCAGAGGAGAAACGUCCUGCCUCAGUCUUUGUCCCGGCCCACCUUCAAGGCCAUGCACGCCAGCCGGGAGACAGUGGUUGACCACAAAGCGCCUCUUGCUGACCUCAACCCGGACCCACCGGUGACACCCCCUCCUCCCAGAGCCCCCCCGCCUAAGGACAAGGAGGAGCCUGCAGUCGACUCCCAGAAAGUCCUGAGGUCUUGUGGUUGUUCUGGUUCCUGUAUUUCAGACCCCGGGGAGUCGAUAUGGUUCAGCCAGCACUACGAUGCGAAACAACAGCCUGUCCUCCGAGACGCCAACAACAACCUUGACCCUGACGCGCUCAGGUGGUGGAUGGGUCUUCAACGGUCAGGUAACUCCACAACUCUAGAGGAAGUGAUGUCAGAGAUGUUCAAGGUCAUUUCUUCGCCCACCGUGGACUUCAAGCCCCUCCCCUCGCUCUGCCGUCGUUGUGCGGUGGUCGGCAACUCUGGCAACCUGCGAGAGUCCGGACACGGCGACCUGAUCAACUCCCACAACUCCGUGAUCCGGAUGAACAAGGCAGUGACUCGAGGGUUUGAGAAAGAUGUCGGGAGUCGGACGACGCAUCACCUCCUGUACCCGGAGAGCGCGGUGGACAUGGGGCAGGGAGAGAGCCUCGUCCUGCUGCCGUUCAAACUGAGAGACCUGGAGUGGCUGACCAGCGCCUUGUCCACCGGCGAGGUCAAAAUGACCUACAUGAGGGUUAAAGACCGAGUGGAGGCUGAUAAAGACAAGGUUCUGGUGAUGAACCCGGUGUUCUUUAAAUACGUCCACGAUCACUGGACCGAGCACCACGGUCGUUACCCCUCCACCGGGAUGCUGGCCAUCAUCUUUGCUCUGCACACCUGUGACCAGGUGUCAGUGUUUGGUUAUGGGGCCGACAAACAGGGGAACUGGCAUCACUACUGGGAAGAGAACCGUAAUGCCGGGGCCUUCAGGAAGACCGGCGUCCACAGCGCCGACUUUGAGAUCCAGGUCAUUCAACAGCUCGCCAAGGAAGGAAAGAUCAGUCUGCACCUGUGACACGACGACGACUGACCCGCCGACCGACAGACUGACCUGACUACAGAGAUUUACUGACGGACCCAUCAACCCACAGAGCGAUGUGCUUCCCGACCACAGACCUGCAGACCAGUGGACUGAACAACAGACCUGACCUGCAGACAAGCUGCUCUCAGACAUGCUCUGAACUCUGAGCGGCUCUAUGUGAGAACGCGAGUGUCCAAGACUCCAAGUCAGUUGCUUCGGACCUUUUCAAGAACCUUUCCUGGCAGCCCACGAAUCAAACGUCUGGAAAAUGUCAGGUGGAGAUCAUAUGAGAGAACAGCAGGACAAUUCCCAGUGGGCAAGUGGCCCCGUUACAUUUCUACCAUGUGAGGGACGCGAAACGGUAAAUUCCCUAAAGAAUAAAAAUAUCUCAGUUGACGUUGCUGCUCUACCCAGGCUCCACCCCUCGCUUGAAUGUUGUCAUGAACGAGUCCGACCCAGAAAAUGUCCUGCGUUCUUCAUAUGUGAAAGACAAACUCCAGAAAAGGGUCCAGACCCAAUUUGAAUGAAUCUUUUCCAGAGCUCUAUCUGAAAAACGUCUCUCCAAACAGACCUACUGACUGACCUAUCAUCUGGCUGACAGACUUACAUGGGUCCUCCAGCUUUUGCAGACUGACGCCAGAUGUUUUGGAUCUGGAGAUAAACUGUGGACGGAGCUAAACCUGCUUUGGGGGGGGGGGGGGGGGGGAUCGGAGACCCCACCCUGCAGCCUCACUUGAACAAACAGAACAGACAGUUCUUCGGGACCCUCCACUCUCCAUGCGACUGCGUGGAUCGCUCACACAUGUUUUGCUCUGAGUGGGGAAACAACCACAGACUUUUAUCCUUUUUUAUUGGAUUUUAUAGACGUUAUAUAGGGAGAACCUCUUUUUUUAAUCAAAGCACUUUGUCAUGAAGGAGUAAUGAAAGGAGGAGUGCUUGUUGAGUCGCCCUCUGUCCGACCACGAGAAGAGACCUUUUUUUAUAUAUCAUUUAUAAUCCAUCCAUUUUAUUUUUCUUCUUUCACAAGCCGUCCUGACGUGAAGGAUCCUUUCAGACUGGAACAUCUGGAUCCUAAAGCAACAUCACUUCCUGUCGUUACCGUAUAUGGUCCUCAGCCUGUGGUUCUGGUUAUCAAACGAUAGUCUGCAGGAUUUCCGCGGGCAGGAAUGUUUUUUAAGGAACAGUCCAACGUGAUAAUCAUUUUCUAACCACAGUUUUCUGCCUCCUGUAGAUAACAAAGUGGCAAAGCCAAAUAACAAGACUAACUGUAGAGAGCUGAAGACGUUUGACUUCCAGAACAUUUCACAGACGGACGCGACUCCGGAGUCUCGGUUCAGCUGAAGUGACAAAGAUGAGGAGACGACUAAAGAUUUAUCGAAUAAAACGUGACGAGGACAAAGUCAAACAAUCAGUUCCCAGUGAGUGUGGAUGCAGUGCAAUGUACUUUCAAAAAAGUAAAAUUUGAAGUCCAAACCAAAAACCAACCAACACAUGAAUGAAGAAGGACUGAGCAGUCCAGCGAGUAGCAGAGGAGUCGGGUCACCUGACUGCUGCGCCUCCUCCUCACAGGAGAUCCCAGCAUGCAGAGCGGCGGCCUCUCACCUCUACUGUGAAUGUACAAAAAAUAUUAUCAGUCGUCUAAAUGUUUGUGGCUUUGUUUGCACUACGGAGAGUUUCAGGGCGUUUUCACACCGAGUUUGAUUCUGAAUCACAAAUCCCAUCGAGUUCAACUUUCACCCACAAUAUAUGUAUAUAAGUCCCAUAUCUGUUUAUAGAGAUGGACGACGUGUCACAAGAGGGCAAACCCCAUAACUGGAAUGUUUUAAACUUAUCUCAAAUUUUGUUUUUAAUGAUUUGAUGUUGACGCCACAAUCACUAAUGUGCUGAUUCAUGCUCCAAAUGACCUCGCUCAUCCAAGAUGGCCGGGGCCUGUAUCCAGGAUAUUUGAGCUUUGUCCAUCUUUAUUUACAAUCUAUGAGUUUCACAUUGAAGUUAGCAUGUAGGACAAAGACAAAGUUUGAAUUUGGUCUUAAGACUUAAACAUGUUAUAUGUCCAAUGUUUUCAUUACACAGUUAACAAUGGUGUUUUAUUUUGUGGAGAAUCAGAUGCUCUCAAAGAUGCAGAGAUAUUUAACUUUACUGCUCUUGCUUUUAAGAAACACAGUCGCUUGUCUCUGGUGUUAUGUUUGUGCCACAACCAAAAUCAAAGAAUUCUGAUUGGCUGUUUGGUGUCAUGAGGGAGAGCAAAAGUUUAUUCUAGUGAAACUGCAUGAGAGGAGUUAUCAUUGCACGUUAAUAUGGAUAACGGUAAACAUGCAAAUUGGUUUCAUUGCGCACAGGAUCGUUUUUGUAAAAAAUAGAACAUUAUUUAUUUGGUUUGCAAACUAUAUUUUUCCUGAGCUCUAAAUCUCAAAUUGCUGGCUCAGGAAAGAGGCACAAAUAUAACACCGGACUUGUCCUGGUGAUAAAACAAGUUAAACUAUCAAACUAUCUUAUCUUGCAAACAACCCUUCUAAUGGUAAUGUUUGUACGACAAAUCUGUUUCUGGAUUUCAGAAUCAUCUCAUUGUGGAGUUUAUAUUUUUUUCUCACCCUCACUGAGAUUCGUCUUCUCUCUGAUUCAUACAAACCACCAGUGUGAAAUCGCCUCUGAGACGUUUAGUAAAGAUCAGUCUGCUUCAAACAGAGUUAGAAAUGGAGAAGUUCCAUCCCAGCUUACACUCACAUCCCCGCACAUCUGCAUCAAGGGGAGGUGGCUGUUUCCAGCUGUCAGAAACUCACCCGGCACCUUGUCUGAAGCCGACUGAGGCCUUAUAAAUAAUCAUGAAUGCUGAAUCAUCAUCUGGAGGCUGCUGCUGUGUCAUCGGCCCGGCUGCUGUGGGGGGGGGGGGGGGCAGGGCAGGGCAGUCUGAGUUCAAUCCUUUUCCCGUUAAGUCUCUAUAACCCGACCUGUGACACAUCAGACACUGCGGUUCACCUGAGCUCAGCCACUCGAUGACAGAGCAGCUCCGGCUUCCUGAGCUGGAUUUAACAUGUGGAUGCAAAGUUUGGGGAUUUGCAGUUGUUGAAGUUGUAAACAGAUUUAUUUCCUCCGCUUUGUUGUGAGUUUAAAUCCAAAGUUGUGCUCGUUAGAAUCCCUGCGCAGGGACGUGCACAUCAACCAAUCAGCUGCUUGUGAUUUCCUAAUGAUCAGUCGAACGUGAUCUGUAGAUGUAGAUCAGAGUGACGUCCAUUGACCAAACAACAUGUAUGUGUCAUGUAUGUGCAGCUACCAUAGCUUUAAUUCAGCUCAUCGUGUUUAAACUGUGACUGUUUGAUUAAAGAAAGAAAAGUCCAAUUCGUUUUAGAAAACAACCGACUGAUCGUCACUUCAUUUAUUCAUUCGUUCGUUCGUUCAUUCCUAGAAGCCAAACAGACAGAAGCACUGGAAUGUCAACUUAAUACAGAAAACAACAUGAACCCACCACUGUCACUUUGAAUGAAAUAAAGAAAAAAAAAAACAUUGUUUGUGUUCUUUCAAUCCAAAAACCAAACAACUCUGGAAGUAAACGUUGAAACGCUCAAACCCAGAGGGUUCACAUAUAUAUGUCGGUGUAGUUUUUAUUCAGGCCAGAUUGGAGAAAGAGACAUUGUGAGAUUUCGAGAACAAAACUGUUAUUUUACGAGAAAAGUCCGAUCGUAAUAUUCUUUCUUUUUUUCUUCUUAAAUUAAGACAUUAUUGUUAUAUAAUGACAUCCAUUAAAUUCUGACUUUCUACAACUUUA